Penicillium concentricum is the source of this 2043-nucleotide messenger RNA. It is a transcript of the gene cspA, whose product is annotated as putative cell surface protein. Lineage: Eukaryota; Fungi; Ascomycota; Eurotiomycetes; Eurotiales; Aspergillaceae. The transcript has 2 exons. The record is from RefSeq and is a predicted model, not a curated record. The coding region runs from base 1 to 2043 and encodes 680 amino acids.
AUGAUCAACUCCGUUGCUCUUCUGGCGCUUGCCAGCCCGGCCUUUGCCGGUAUCAUGCAGGCUCGUGGCGAGGAGUUUAUCCGUCCCGCCGCUCAGAGCUCUGCUGCUGUUGCUGCCCCUGGCCAGGCUGAGGGCUGGGGCGAGAGCUGGUCCAAGCCGGCCGAGCACGUCUCGACUCACGACUCCUGGGGCGAGUCCACUGAGUCCACUGAGUCGUGGACCACCCCGUGCACCACCUCGACCACCACCACCCCGGUGCACGAGCACACCACCACCCCGGUGCAUGAGCACACCACCACCCCGGUGCAUGAGCACUCCACCACCCCGGUGCCUGAGCACUCCACCACCCCGUGCACCACCUCGACCACCCCGGUCCACGAGCACACCACUACCCCGGUGCCGGAGCAUACCACCACCACCCCGGUGCACGGAAACACCACCACUCCUUGCACCACCUCGACCACCCCGGUGCACGAGCACACCACUACCCCGGUGCCGGUGCAUACCACCACCACCCCGGUGCACGGAAACACCACCACUCCGUGCACCACCUCGACCACCCCGGUGGCUGAGCACACCACCAUCCCGGUGCACAAUACCACCACCCCGGUGCACGAGCACACCACCACUCCCCACGUCCCCGUGAACCCUGGUACCACCAAGACGCUCACCUUCGUGACCACCACCUGCCCUGUCACCUCGUCUACGAUCACCUCUGGCUCUAAGACCUGGACCGUCCCCGUCACCGGAACAAGCACCAUCACCAUCACCAAGACUACUGUCUGCACUAUGUGUGAGAACGAGAAGCCUCUGACCUUCUACAAUGCCACUGUUCCCGCCACCGGAGGCCCCACCGCAGGCCCUACCGCCCCCAUUCUGAAGCCCACCGGAGAGGUUGUGGUUCCCCAGAAGCCCGGUCACUCCACGUCCGCUCACAGCUACCCUGUUGAGACCAAGCCCGCCGAGACCAAGCCCGUUGGAACCCAGCCCAUUGGAACCCAGCCCAUUGGAACCCAGCCCGUCGCGACCAAGCCUGCUGAGACCAAGCCCGUCGAGAGCCACCCUGCCGAGACCAAGCCCGCUGAGACCAAGCCUGUCGUCCCCGGCGAGACCAAGCCUGCUGUCCCUGUUGUCCCUGUUGUCCCUGCUGAGUCUAAGCCCGGUGUUCCCGCUGAGACUAAGCCCGCUGUCCCCGGUGUCCCUGCUGAGACCAAGCCCGGUGUUCCCGCUGAGACCAAGCCCGCUAUCCCCGGUGUCCCUGCUGAGUCCAAGCCCGGUGUUCCCGCUGAGACCAAGCCCGCUGUCCCCGGUGUCCCUGCUGAGACCAAGCCCGGUGUUCCCGCUGAGACCAAGCCUGCUGUCCCCGGUGUCCCUGCUGAGUCCAAGCCCGGUGUUCCCGCUGAGACCAAGCCCGCUGUCCCCGGUGUCCCUGCUGAGUCCAAGCCCGGUGUUCCCGCUGAGACCAAGCCCGCUGUCCCCGGUGUCCCUGCCGAGUCCAAGCCCGGUGUUCCCGCUGAGACCAAGCCCGCUGUCCCCGGUGUCCCUGCCGAGUCUAAGCCCGGUGUUCCCGCUCAGACCAAGCCCGCUGUCCCCGGUGUCCCUGCCGAGUCCAAGCCCGGUGUUCCCGCUCAGACCAAGCCCGCUGUCCCCGGUGUCCCUGCUGAGUCCAAGCCCGGUGUCCCCGCUCAGACCAAGCCCGCUGUCCCCGGUGUCCCUGCCGAGUCCAAGCCCGGUGUUCCCGCUGAGACCAAGCCCGCUGUCCCCGGUGUCCCUGCCGAGUCCAAGCCCGGUGUCCCUGCUGCCUCCAAGCCCGCCGUCCCUGCUCAGUCCCAGCCCGCUGUCUCCAAGCCCGCCCACAGCGAGCCUGCUGCCCCCAAGGAGACCCAGCCCGCUGCCCACCCCUCCACCCCCGAGGAGCAGCCCUCUACCCCCGAGCAGCACGGUGCUUCUCCUUCUUCCAACGAGUUCACCGGUGCCGCCUCCAGCGUCAAGCCCGCUGUCGGCCUCCUUGCCGGUGUUGUUGCCCUCAUGGCUCUUCUGUAA